This is a messenger RNA of Hippoglossus stenolepis (Pacific halibut), 1839 nucleotides long. It is a transcript of the gene cd74a, whose product is annotated as CD74 molecule, major histocompatibility complex, class II invariant chain a. Gene Ontology annotation, cellular component: membrane. Gene Ontology annotation, biological process: antigen processing and presentation; protein trimerization; immune response. The record is from RefSeq and is a predicted model, not a curated record. The transcript is spliced from 8 exons. Gene Ontology annotation, molecular function: macrophage migration inhibitory factor binding; MHC class II protein binding. The coding region runs from base 131 to 976 and encodes 281 amino acids. Lineage: Eukaryota; Metazoa; Chordata; Actinopteri; Pleuronectiformes; Pleuronectidae.
GACUUUCCACACACUUCACCUUUCUGAAGAACCUGUCCACUGGUCCUUCCUCAUUUUAUACACGAUUUAUUAGUCUGACCAGUUGGACUUUUCUCCAGUUUGUUGCUGUGAAGAAGCUUCAGAGAUUCAGAUGGAUCAGGCUGACAGAGAAAACCCUCCCCAGGACCAGGGGAGUCUGGCAGGCAGUGAUGUGGGCCUUUUAAACCCUGCUGCACCCAGAAGGAGCUCCAACAGCCGUGCCUUUAAGGUGGCAGGCCUGACGACGCUGGCAUGUCUGCUGCUGGCCAGCCAGGUCUUCACUGCCUACAUGGUGUUCGGCCAGAAGCAGCAGAUCAACUCUCUGCAGAGGGACUCAGAGAAAAUGGCCAAGCAGGUGACCCGCUCGUCCCAAGCUGCGAGCCCAAUGAGGCUGCCCAUCAAGAACAUGCCUCUGAUGAUGGAUCUGACUAUGGAUGACGGCGAAGACACGACAGCGAAGACGCCCUUGAGCAAACUUCACGACACGGCUAUUGUCAGUUUGGAGAAACAGCUGACGGAUCUCUUGGAGGAUUCCAACCUGCCACAGUUCAAUGGCACCUUCGGGGCCAACCUGCAGAGCCUGAAGCAGCACAUGAAUGGCAGCGAGUGGAAGGGCCUUGAGUCCUGGCUGCGUAACUGGCUCAUCUUCCAGAUGGCCCAGCAGAAGCCUGCAGCCCCCACCUCUCUGCCAGCUUCUAAGACCAAGAGCAAAUGCCAGAUGGAGGCGGGGCCCGGGAGGUUCGGCGCCUACAAGCCCAAGUGUGACGAGUGGGGCCGCUACCUGCCCAUGCAGUGCUGGUCCUCCAUUGGCUUCUGCUGGUGCGUGGAGGUCGACGGCACCCCCAUCGCGGGCACCAACAUUCGCGGACACCCCGACUGUCCACCCAAAAAAGCUCUUCGCGGGAGGAUGGUCGCUCCCAUGCUGAUUCAGGAGGCCUUUGACACUGAUGGUCAGUGAAAAACAAAUGAAGCAAAGUCUGCAGCAAAGUGUUUCUUCUCUUCAAGCAAAUCAUAACAGACAUGACGGCUCGGUCGUUUAAAGCUGGAUGUGGCUCCACUACGGACAGUAAUGGUUUAAACACCUGAUCGCUUAUCCUUCCAUGUAAUCUCUGGGUUUCCUCUGCUUCUCCUUCCGCUUGAAAUUAAACCAAAGGCCUGUUGCUGUGUCAGGAUGUGAAACUUUGUUGAUUUUCUCUGAUUUAUUUAGGGGGUUUUCUCAUAGACAGUUUAACUUAGAUAUUCAUAUAAUCUGUAGCAAAUUAAAGUACAUGUGUUUUGAAAAAAUGUUUAAAUGGUCGGAUCACUCGAAUUACCCCCAAAAAAACACCUUCUCUCAAUGUCCUAUACCAUCGUCCAGUCAUUGAGGUCACUCUGGUUUAAGAUGUAAUCUGUGAGAUGUCUGCCUCUAACCACUUACAUAAUGUGUUUGUUUAUAGGUGCUUACAGUAAUAAAAAUUCACAUUUAAGAAAUAAGACUCUAUGUCCACUGUUACUGUGAUUAUCUGUAGACCUCACAUGUGAAAGUUGUACCUGGCACUGAUUCCAAUUAAAGUAGUUUCAAUAAAGCUGGCUGUAAUUGAAUGAUCCAAUCUGUUUAAUGAUGUUCACAUCAGAGUGUUGAUACCUGACCCGAUGGGACGGGUCGAGUUAGGACAAAAAAAAACGUAGAUUGAUAUUUGGGUCACCUUGGGUUUGGACAGAAAAGAAACUGAAAGCCUUUCGGGUUGGGCGACCCGAGCCUCAGUCUAGUGCACAUAUGAGACAGUGACUUUUAUAUAAAGAUGUUUGUGUUAAGAAUGCUGAAUAAAGUUCUCCUAACAA